CGGAAAGAAGUAGAGGGCGCCAUUUUGUGUAUUUUAUAUAAGUUAAGAGCAGAGUAGGCGUGCGGAAUAGUUUAUUUUUUAAAAGAAAAAAGCAAGUUUUAAUUUUUACUAAUAUCUCAGUCGGGCGACAAGUUAUGUGUGUUUAAAAAUUACCCGGGAUUUUCAAGGUUCCUUGUGCUCCCCACCCACCGACCGGCACGCAUUGAUGUGGAAAUCGUUUCUCUUGUGAGCGGGAGUGAGCGACAGCGAGAUGGCUAACAAAACGGCCACUGGGAACCACCAGCAACAACAGCCGCCGCAACAGGCCGGGGGAAGCGCCAAACCGGCCUCCUCCGUCAAACAGGGCAAUGUACUGCCGUUGUGGGGCAACGAGAAGACUAUGAACCUCAACCCACUCAUCCUCACCAACAUCCUUUCCUCGCCCUACUUCAAAGUGCAACUGUAUGAACUGAAGACUUACCACGAGGUCGUGGACGAGAUCUAUUUCAAGGUUACUCACAUUGAGCCAUGGGAAAAAGGGAGCAGGAAGACUGCAGGCCAGACAGGCAUGUGCGGAGGGGUUCGUGGUGUUGGAACAGGAGGUAUUGUUUCAACUGCCUUUUGUCUGCUGUACAAACUGUUUACCCUGAAGUUAACUCGCAAACAAGUGAUGGGUCUUAUAACACACACUGACUCUCCAUACAUCCGUGGUUUAGGAUUCAUGUAUAUUCGGUACACACAACCCCCAGCUGACCUGUGGGAUUGGUAUGAACCUUUUUUAGAUGAUGAAGAGGAACUAGAUGUAAAGGCUGGAGGAGGGUGUGUCAUGACUAUAGGAGAAAUGAUUCGUUCUUUCCUUACUAAACUGGAAUGGUUCUCUACUUUAUUCCCAAGAAUUCCAGUUCCAGUUCAAAAGAAUCUGGAUCAAUAUCUCAAAACUCGCCCCAGGAAAAUUGCCAAAAAAGAUGGGAAAGAUGCAAUGGAAGAUCAAGAACGUCUUUCAGAACGUAGACACUCAAGGUCACCACGAAGAUCUCUUAGUCCACGUAAAUCUCCCAGGCGGUCUAGAAGCAGAAGUCGUCAUAGAGAGGGCCAUGGUUCAUUUGGUUUUGAUAAGGAAUUAGAAAGAGAGAGAGAACGGCAGAAAAGAGAACGCGAGCAGGUUAAAGACAGAGAGAGGAGUGAGAAGGACAGACAUAAGUCUAGAAGCACAGACAGAGGCAUGGACCGCAGGCGAAGCAGAAGCCGAGAUCGGCACAGAAGUCGAAGCAGGGAUAAAAGGAAUGAUAAAAAAGAUAGAGAUAAAGAGAGGGAGAAGGAAAAUGAAAGAAGCAGGAGGAGAGACAAAGAUUAUGACAAAGAAAGGGUAAGUGACAGAGAUAGGGAGAGAAAUGUUGAGAAAGAAUCAGAGAGAUCUAGGGACCGAGAUAAACGAAGCCGAUCAAAGACAGAAGAGAGAAAACGUAAGGAAGAGAGGAGAGAAAAAGAUGAAAGAAGACACAAAGAUGAUAAAAAGGAUUCAAAAAAAGAUAAAAAGCAUAGUAGAAGUAGGAGCAGAGAGAAAAGACAUCGGAGUAGUAGUCCUGGCAGAGGUCAUGUCAGCAAACGCAGCAGGAGCAAAAGCAAAGAAAAAUCUAAACAUCGAAAUGAACACAAAGAGAAAUCAAACAAAAGAAGCAUUAGCAGAGAAAGGACUGAUGAGAAUGACAGUGAACGACUAAAGAAACAGUGUAGCCAUAGUAAAGAGAGAGCUCACAAGCGCAGUCGAAGCAAAGAACGAUCUCACAAACAAAGUCACAGUGAUGGUAAGGACCAUUCAAGCAAGCCAAGCCACAGAAGUCUCAGUGCAGAAAGAGAGAACAAAAGCAAUGCAGAAGGGUGGUUACAAGGCAAUACCACUGAUGAUGACUGAAAAUCAAAUCUCUAAUUGUACAGUGAUUAAAUUGUUUUGCUUUUGAACAUUUUUUUAAAUUAUGCCAUGGCUAGGAUAAACACAUGUCUUCGAAUUCCUGUAGCCUGCAGAUGAUAUUUCCUGUUUGUAGGAAGUGCCUUUGGUAACCAGCUGUUCAAUUUACCAUUGUAAUUCAAGACCAAUUUUAUUCUGUACAAUGUAGAUGAUACAGGAUUUGUUUUUGGUUGAAAUAAUGUUUUUGCAAGUAUACUAUGUACAUAUGUUGAGAGUUUUAAUCAUUGGCACAACUGCCAUGUUGGUUCAUUUUGUAUGAUGGGCAAUAAACUGCCGGUACUUAAAAACUUGUGUUAAUACACUGAUAACACUUGUGUCUGACAUAUCCAUCCCCUAAAGUAGAUUUUCCCAAACUCAGCUAUAUUGUACUGGUUUUCUAUUUAUUUAAUGUGAGACCUUACACAUCUUUGAUGAAAAAGGUGGGUGAUACGAUCUUUAUAAGAUGGAAAUUACAUUGGGUUUCCCUGGCAUUUGUGCAGAUAUUCUAUAGGGGGUAGCUAAACACAAAACAAACCUAAAUCCUGAGCCAGCAUUUCUAAUCUUAUACCAGAUUUCAGCAUGCGAGUUAAGAAGAUGCAAUCAGGUCUAGUGUUUCCUUGUGCAGUGAAUUACUUGCAAGACAUAUUUUAGGUCUUGUGAUUUUGGCUUCUAUCUUGUUUAAUUGAUAAUCUUUGUAACAAAAAAAAUUAUAGAACAUUUUGAACAGCUUUUUUUUUGGCUUUGCAUUGAAAGUAGUAUUUUCAAGCUUACGAUACAUUUUUAUAAAGCAAGUAUACAUUUCAGUUACUGGAGGAGUACUUCAAUGCAUUUUGUGUUUUUUGAAUAUUAUAUUAUAAGAAGUAGGGAGUUUAAUGGCUGAAGCAGUUUGUUCUUGGUCCCUUGAAUUCAUUUGGGUCAAGUGAAGUUAUAGUGGUACAUUUAAAAUUUUCAUUAUAAAGUUGGUAAACUUUGCUUGGUGUUUUUUUUAAAGUGUUCAAUUUGGGGCUUUUUUUAAAAGUUGACCCAAUGUAUCAAAAUCAAUCAGCAUUAAUGGAAUAAAAUUAAAAGCAGGGCCUCAAUCUAUUCUAGUUCAUAAUGGGUGUUUGUCAGGAUUUCAAAGAUGAGCCCAAAGAUUAUUUUAGUUUCAAUAUGUCUACUACUGCAGUGUUAACAAAUUGUUUUAGAGUCUUUCAUGUAAAUAAUUAAUGAAUCUACAAAAUAGUAAAUGAUCCACAUUCUCUAGCCUGAUGUUUUUGCAGAUUGCAAAAAGGGAGAUAUUGAUGAGAUGAGAACAGGUUGGAAUGACCAGUGAAUGUACUUCAUUCAAAAAUACAUAAAAAUGUUGCUUGCUUUGUGUGAUGUACAGUCUACAGAGGCUACUUCAAAAAAUAUAAGGCCAAAUUAUUUUUUAUGUAAAAAGACUAUUCCAAACACUGCAGUGUUUUUAAAAAAAAAUGGAUAUUCCAGAUGAUGCUUUUAGUCAUCUGAGAACCAGGAUACUGAUAGGGAAUUUUAAUUUCAGAGGUCAGCACUGAAGUGUAUUCCACACAUGCAGAAAACACUAAUGUUUUCUCUCCUUGAGUAAUUGGGGUGUAGUUGAGGAGGGAUGAAUAUAAAGAUGAGCAGCUUAUCUGUUGAAACUUUUACAAAUUAAUUUUAUCAUACUGGAGGGUUUUCAUAUCGAGGCAAUAACUGACUUGUUGAAUGGAUUGUGGAUUAGUAACUUAAAGUUCAUUAGCCAGGUGUAUGUGGUAAACUGCAUCCUUAAAGCAGCAAUUUUCUGUUGUUGCCUUGAAGCUGCCUGAUAUCAACAAUUUCAUAUUCCUCUUCAGCAUAUAAUUUAAUUGGAGGAUUAGUCUUGAGUGUCAUUGUCUCAUUUAUAAUUUCUUGUUUAAUACCAUGUGCUUUUUUUAAAAGAAGCAAACUACAGCCAUUGUUUAGUAUGUGCAUUAAUAUUCCUUUUAUUGGCUGUAAUGAGUCAGUUCAAUGACUUGAGAAUUGUCCAGGGGAAAAAUGAGUUUGGAAUGUUAACAUUAAGGAAAUAGCACAAUUUGUAAUGUAGAAAAAGGGAGAACAUAAUGGCACUUCCAAACACUAAUUUUUUUUUAAGCUCUGCAAAAACUGGGAUUGGCCAUAUGUACACAUCCUUGUCCAUUUCAAGAAAUAUUGAAUCCCUGGAUAGAUAAAAUAAAGGAAAUGAAAUAUUGCUUAAACUCCCAAAGAAACACAAAAGAACAAAUGUAGAAAAUAGUGUCUUGACAACUUCUUAACACAAGCUGGUUUCUCUUGAGUCUUUUAUUUCCUUUAAAUAUUAGGCAGCGUUCCUGAUACUGCAAACACAAGUGUUAUGCAUAUAUUUCUGCUGUGGACCUUGUUCAUUCCAGAAUCAUUUGAGCUGUAUUUGAAGCUCUUAUAAGAUGCAAGCAAACCACACAAUUAUGCUCAAUAUUUAGUUUGUAUUUAACCUUUGAUUACAAAAUUACCUUUUUCAUAUUGUGCAAGUUUCACCCUUCCUCCCAAUUCACCAAUGUUUCAGAUGCAAUAGUGGUUUGUCAUAUUUACAAGAAAGAUAGGGUAGAGGCUGGGUAUUCAUUUUAUGCAUAAAGAUUUUUUUUUAAACAAGUGCUGUCUUUUUAGAGGAUUGACUCAAAUUUACAUUAGGUGGUGGAGUUCAUCUAGCAAUCUGCCACUUGCUGUGGACCACUUUCAGCAGAUGGUGUAGAAUUUGAUAUGUUUUGCCUGUUUCCUUGGGGCAAUGUAUAGCAUUUUAUGUUUCUGCACUGGUUCUCAUUUUCACCUGUUCUAUUAGCAGAUUGAAGUUAGCAUUGGAUCAACUUAAAUAUGAUUAAGGAUCCUCUGCCACUUUCAGAGACCUCUUUGAAAAAGAUCAAUGAAGCAGCCCAAAUUUAUAAGGAUCAACAUUUUUAUUUCCUGUUUUACUGAUAUCUAAACUAUGACCUAGCAACUAGCUACUGAGAUAACUACAGACAUCUUCCCACCUCCACAGAAAUGAAAGCUGCUGCUAGCUCCCACCCAAAAAUUACUUGCAAAGCAGCAAGCACAAAUUUGAUCUGAGAAUUGGUGUGCUUCCUCUGGAAGUGCUUGACAUGAAAAUCUUUUUGCUCACUUACACUUCCAGUUUAUUUCUGCACACACACUUCAAAAAUUCUUAAAAGUGAUGGUUUUGUUGAUGUUGCUUUUUGUUAGUGGUCGCAAUUGUGCCACUGACGUGGGAAGAAUAGAAUAUAUUUCAACGACAACAUGUGCAAGUUCAAAUCUUUUUCGAGGGACUAUGCUGUACCAGAUCGAUUCUUAAAUGCCCUACUGAACACAUUGUCUGGUUCCUUGGCUUCUUGUAUCUUAACCAAUGUAACAAUGCACCUUGGUUAUUACCUCAUGGGUGUUGGUUGGAUCUUGAGCAAAUUGGCUGUUACAUUCCCAACAGUACUGGUACAAUAAUACAACAGAUGCUUAAUUUGCUAAAGAUGUGUGUUUUUGGUCAUGAAAGAUGUAUACAAAUGCAUAUGUUAUAUAAUUUAAAAACCCUGGUCAUGGGAAGUGUCUAAAAACUAAUGUACUUUUCCAGUUCAACAGGAAUUCAUUACAUUGUUGUUCAUUGAAUGAACUGAGGGAAUGCUUGUGGUUGGGCUUUGCAUUGCUUUUCACCUGUGAUUCCCAACGCAAAUGAUGGCAGAUGGAGUUUGAUCCCCAAUCUCAGCAGCACCACAAUAAACCUUCCACUUGAUUCAUCCUAUUAAUUGCUGCACUUUUUUCUGCUACUUAUCAGGUUGCUAAGCACCAAGGUUGAAUCACUUACUUUCCACGUUAUAAUUUUCUUAAAGCAGAUCAGAUCAAUUCUAAAAUUUUCUUGUCCCCAAAACAUCUCUGGUCUCAGCCAACUCUUCCAUGCCCUGUUGGCCCGAUAUUCCUGUUUCAGUUCCUCUUUCUCCUCUGCACCUCGCCCCCUUUCCCCAGGCAACUCUUAUGAAUUCUCUACUUUCUUCAAUUUCUUAAGUGAUUACUUAAAAUUCCUAUCUAAAGUUGAUAUCACACUAAUGAACCUAUUUCCACGAGUAAUUUAAUGUUUUUGCUUUGAUGUUAGAAAGCUCAUGGCAACUUUUUUUUAUUAAGAGUUAUGAAGAACAUUGUUGCUUUGUGAGUGCUUUGUUUCUGUAUAUUAAAAGGUCCCUGUUUAUUUUUUAUUAUGCAAUUUAUCAUGUGUCUUCCCACAAUGAGGUAUAAAAUAAAACAUACAAUUGACUGGUGAAUGAAGAUGCAUUGUCAUUAGAAAAUGAUGGUGCUUUG
Molecule: messenger RNA, 6229 nt
Organism: Pristis pectinata (smalltooth sawfish)
Lineage: Eukaryota; Metazoa; Chordata; Chondrichthyes; Rhinopristiformes; Pristidae
Gene: prpf38b
Product: pre-mRNA processing factor 38B
Exons: 6
Coding region: 251-1891 (546 amino acids)
Cellular component (GO): precatalytic spliceosome
Source: RefSeq, a predicted model, not a curated record